Messenger RNA from Colletotrichum acutatum, 1906 nucleotides. Its product is annotated as adenylosuccinate lyase. Gene Ontology annotation, biological process: 'de novo' AMP biosynthetic process. Gene Ontology annotation, molecular function: (S)-2-(5-amino-1-(5-phospho-D-ribosyl)imidazole-4-carboxamido) succinate lyase (fumarate-forming) activity; N6-(1,2-dicarboxyethyl)AMP AMP-lyase (fumarate-forming) activity. Lineage: Eukaryota; Fungi; Ascomycota; Sordariomycetes; Glomerellales; Glomerellaceae. The record is from RefSeq and is a predicted model, not a curated record. The transcript has 14 exons. Gene Ontology annotation, cellular component: cytosol. Bases 114 to 1532 code for a protein of 472 amino acids.
GGACAAUUUUCGUGCAUUUACUUUCUGAGGGUGACUAUUUGAUAGCGAAGUUUUUCCUUCAUUGUGUAAGGCGUGAAUAUCCUCAAAAUUACCACACACACACAAAUCUCAAAAUGUCCGGACUCGACACGUACAAGACGCCCCUCGAUGGCAGAUACGCCAGCGAGGAGGCCAAGAAGCUGUUCUCCCAGCGCAACCGUCACUCCACCUGGAGACAACUCUGGCUUUGGUUGGCCGAGAGCGAAAAGGAGCUUGGCAUCGACGGAAUCUCUGAGGAGGCUUUGGAGCAAAUGAGAGCUCACCUGACAUUGACCGAUGAGGACUUCAAGGUGGCUGCCGUUGAGGAGAAGAGACGUCGUCAUGACGUGGUGAACGUUCACGCUUUCGGCCAAGUUGCGCCUGCCGCCGCCGGCAUUAUUCACCUCGGGGCAACGAGCUGCUUCGUCACUGACAACGCAGAGCUCAUCCUGAUGAGAAAUGCUAUGGACCUUCUCUUGCCCAAGCUGGCCAAGGUCAUUCACAACCUCUCCCAGUUCGCUCUUCAGCACAAGGAGCUCGCAACUCUGGGAUUCACCCACUACCAGGCUGCACAGCUCAUUACCGUGGGACGUCGCGCCGCACAAUGGAUCCAGGACUUGUGCAUGGACUUGAAGAACAUCGAGACCGCGCGCGAGCGUUUGGCCUUCCGUGGUGCGAUGGGCACCACCGGAACCCAAGCUUCCUUCAUGGAGAUCUUCCAGGGCGAUGGUGCCAAGAUCGACAAGCUCAACGAUCUUCUCUGUGAGAAGGCCGGCUUCCCCAAGACCUACGACAUCUCCACGCAGACUUACACCCGCAAGACGGAUCUCGACGUCAGCAACGCUAUUUGCGGCCUGGGUGCGACCGCCAUGCACAUCACCAAUGACAUCCGUCACCUCGCCCACUCCAAGGAGAUGGAAGAGCCUUUUGGUGAGUCAUUGAUAGACCCCCCUACCCCGGAAUCCUUGCAUCCUCAAGGGACUUCUAAGGCGUACAAGAGAAAUCCCAUGCGCAGCGAGCGCAUCUGCUCUCUCGGACGCAAGCUGCGCUCUUUGCCCGCCAACUUCGCGGACACGUACGCAGACCAGUGGUUUGAGCGAACACUCGAUGACUCUGCUAUCCGCAGAAUAGACAUCCCUGAGGUAAAUGCCAUCCUUCUCGGACUCGACAACGUCACGUCCGGCCUGGCAACCGAGAACAUCAUCAUGAAGAUCGUCGCCAAGGGCGGCUCGCGCCAGGAAGCCCACGAGGAGAUCCGCGUCCUGUCCCACCAGGCCGCCGACGUCGUCAAGAAGCAGGGCGGCAAGAACGACCUCAUCGAGCGCAUCAAGGCCACCGAGUACUUCAAGCCCGUCUGGGACUCCAUCGACCAGCUUCUGGACCCCAACCUGUUCACCGGCCGUUCCGCGACCAUGGUCCAGCGCUACUGCGGCGAGGGCGGUCCCGUCCAGGAGCAGAUCAAGCCCUACGCCGAGUACAUUAAGAACACUGGCGCUGCUGAACUCAACGUUUAGGUUGAGAUGGGUUGUGCCGACUUAGGUUCUCUUGGACGGAGACCAUGGCUGGCAAUCAUGUCGGUUGUAAGUCAGCGGUUCGCUUGCUUUAGAUUGAUAUGAGAGGGUAUGAAAAGAGCGCUUUCGCGGUCUGGCCGUUAAUACGGCUGCCACAAGUGCUACCUAAAAUUGUUCAUGAUUGCGUCUCGUAGGAGAGAAAAAAAGGAAAAUAUAGACUGGGAUUUACGGAUCGUUGGUGACCAAGCGAUGUUGAACAUCGACGUGAGCUAUGCUGAACAGAGUUACAAGUAUCACAAGGUAGUCAAGAGCGUGACAACAUAAAAGGUACCAAGCAGCAUAAUCCACGGAAAUUCUAUUCUUUCUCCCGGAACAAC